CUAGUGGUUGCCCUUUCCUAUUUUUCUGCUGAUUUUUCAAAAUUCAAAUUGGCAUGUGUUGGAUAAAACAAUUUCCUUCCACUACUACCAUUCCUGAAGUAUAGCUAUCGCUUCCUCCUCUAUGCAAAAACAUAUAUGUUGAGUCUCAUUUGGAACAAUCGAAGAGGAUCGGGACCAUCUCAAAACCUAUAUUCAGACAACAACGUGGGACCUCACCCACCCUUCUGGAGAAGACGCGUAUCACUUGUGGGGCGUUGAGACAAGAAUCGCGUCGUUCAAACAGGAUGUCAAGGAAUAUGAAAUGCACUUGACCGAUACCACGAAACUCGAAGAAAGCCUUCUCAAUAAUGUCUUACUAUAACCAAAUCUCUCGCUCUCUCAUUUUUUCCUGAAUCUCGUAAAUCACACACUAUUCAAGGACUGUCUGUGGAAAAAGUACCAAAAGGGUAAAAUUAUCACUCUACCACUACUCACUUGACCGAUAUCACGAAACUUGAAGAAAGCCUUCUCAAUCUACCGUUCAUUGAUCGGAUCAAUGUCACUCUGAAAUGCGCACGAUUGGCCGAUCUAGUUCCUGCUUCUUUGAUCAUCUCUAAAAAAUAUUCUUUGGUAAUUACUCGUAUUAAUCAUGACCGUUGUAAAAUUUAAUACAAUAAUAAAAAUUAUAAUUGAUCAUUUU
Molecule: messenger RNA, 679 nt
Organism: Caenorhabditis elegans
Lineage: Eukaryota; Metazoa; Nematoda; Chromadorea; Rhabditida; Rhabditidae
Source: the annotation of a RefSeq genome assembly